UUCUGGAGAGGUCACAGUAUGCCAGCGAUGAUCCGUUCUUCAAACACAAGUGCCGGUUCUGCCACAAGGUAUUCGGUAGCGACAGCGCUCUGCAGAUCCACGUUCGCUCACAUACAGGCGAACGUCCAUUCAAGUGUAACAUUUGUGGCAAUCGCUUCUCCACCAAAGGAAAUUUGAAGGUCCAUUUUGAGCGGCACAAAGCAAAGUAUCCCCACAUCAAGAUGGACGCCACCCCAGUACCGGAACACCUGGACAGGCAACCGAAUUUGAUGCCUAAUUUCCCACCCACAUCCAUUCCGCCUUCUAUACCUUUACCCCCACCAAUGCCACGCUUGUCCAAUCCACCGAUGCAUCACGGACCAAUAUCCUCGCCCAGUCCCUCCCCUCAUGUCCACGUAUCACACCCAUCCCCAUUUCCUGUUGGAUUUGGAGGCACGUUUCUUUCCUCAGUGGGACCAGGUCUAUCACCCUUUGGGUUAAUGCCUCCACCACGAGAGAAUCCAAUGCCGUUUCCAUUGUCACUCACAUUAUCCUUGCCCACAUCUUUGGGCAUGCCGCUUUCCCUAGGAAGAGACAGCUUAUCUCGCAGGGAAUCCCCAACGAAGCUGAGCACUGGGUCCAUUGAAACGAGUGUCAUACGAUCUCCGCGAAAGGAAAGUCCUAUCAGCAGCAUUCGUGACCUCUCUCCAUCAGAGAUUCGGCGGCCUAUUGCACAUCAGUAUCACAACCACAUUCCUCAUCAUUACAUCUCUCAUCAUUUUGAUCCUUACCGUAAGAGUCACAGCGUGAUGUCAGAUGAUGGCAAACACGAGGAAGUUCGAGAAGAAUCCGAAAAAGAAACAGAGGACAGAGAUAUUGAAAGCAGACGGUCGCGAAGCCGGCACGAAUCCGCGGACAGCAGAGGUUCAUCGCCAUUGGUACAGAAGUCUGUAACCACAACGGUCACAACAUCAUCUACAAUGUCUAGCCCACCACCACCACCACUGCUGUCUCGACCUUCAUCGUCUCAUAGCCCGCGCAGAUCACCAGCAUCUGUUAUCAGCUGGGCGUCACUGGCUUCUUCACAGGCGCCAUUGCUUCCUAGUCACCACCCAACACUAUUCCCCCAUCACCAUCUCCCUCCGGGAUUUCCAGGGUUAGGCCUACCGUUGCCAGGUAAUCCUCCUCAUUUCCCUCUUCCACCUCACUUGAACUCAGUUUUAUCCAUGCCCGGUCCACGGCUAAACGGUCAUUCUCCAUUUCUGCCGCCACCUCCUCCUCUUCCACCUCACAUCUCCCCUCCUCCGGGAGAAAGUUCCAUGUUCAGGAACUCAAUAUUGCCAACCAAGACUAUUGAUCCAUCCGAGAACUUAGAACAGUAUAUGGAGGUUCAAAAAUCAGAAACAUCCAAACUGGAAGCUCUUGUAAAGAAUAUUGAACAAAAAAUCACUGAUCCCAACCAGUGCGUUGUCUGUCAUAGGGUUCUCAGCUGUAAAUCCGCUUUACAGAUGCAUUACCGAAUACAUACUGGAGAAAGGCCUUUUAAAUGUAAAAUCUGUGGAAGAUCUUUCACCACAAAAGGCAAUUUGAAAACCCACAUGGGAGUCCAUCGGGCCAAGCCAGCUUUACGAAUGAUGCAUCAAUGCCCAGUAUGUCAUAAACAAUUUACCAAUGUCCUGGUGUUGCAGCAACACAUUCGUGCUCAUACAGGCUCCAUGCAACACUUAUCACAUGUGCCGCUUCUACCUUCCCAUAUGGACUGGACUCAUCGGCCACCCUUUGGUUUGAACCGUCAUCAUCCCUAUCUUCCUCCAUUACACCACGAUUCGCAUUCGUUAGACCUCUCUGGCAUGUCACCGUUCUCCAACCAUCUACAUAGGGAAAGAUCGUACAGUGCCAGUGACCAUCACAAAUCCUUGAGCGAAGAGCGAAGGAGUCCUGUUGUAAAGGAAAACGAUAGAUCUUUAGACCAGAGCACCGAAAGAGACCAAGAAAGACACUCUGAUGACGAAGAUUCUAAAGACGACACACCAAGACCACAUUCUCGAAAUAGCGAAGACAGUCGCGGCAAAUCUCCAGGUGAAACUUGCUUGGCUGAACCAUCUCAGGAAGAAACGUUCCACGGUAAAUUAACUUUGGCAAAACCUGAAUUCGAAUCAGCAUUUCUACCACCAGCUUUUGGUAAUACGCCAUUUGACGCUCCAUUGGCGGCACUUGAAGAGAGAGUCAAGGCAAUUGACAGUCAGUUAUCAAAGACGUCCUUUGAGAAGUUCCGCAACAGUAUGGGUCUAGACUCCGCUUUCUUCCCAAACUCGUCUAAUCUGUCAAAUGCCGAGAAGAACUCUGAAUAUGGAUCCGAACCUGCAAGCAAAUCGGAGAGCCCCUCUUCAGGAGGUGAAAUGCCAUCCUAUGGAUUUUCAGUGCUUGGCAGCUUUGAUCGAAAUGCAACAACAUGUAACAUUUGUCUGAAAACCUUCGCUUGUAAGAGUGCUUUAGACGUACAUUAUCGUAGUCACACAAAAUUAAAGCCAUAUCACUGUGACGUUUGUGAAAGAAGGUUUAGCACAAGAGGCAAUCUAAAACAGCAUUUAUUAACCCAUAAGAUUCGGGAUAUUCCAAGCUCAGCUUUCGACGACGUCAACGGUGACCAUAACAGUGAUGAUGAUCAUGAGGAUGAUGAUGAUGAUCUUCCAGGCAAAGAUAGUACUGAAGGUGAUGACGAUGACAUGAAUGACCUUCCCAACGAAGACUAUCCGUUUGAAGAUGACGAAGGUUUAGAUGAUGAUGGCGUCGAUCCGGAUUUGGAGCAGGACGAAGAUACUGAUAAUCCAAUAGAUGAUUUUAAUGACCUGGUGCAAUCAGAAGAGGUUUUGUCACCCUCAAAGAGUACGGAUGAAUUUCAAGAAGACAACAACAAUAUCUCAAGCUUCCAAAACCACAACGGAGAUAACCCACAGGAAUCAUGCAACGAUUCGUCAGCAGCGGAUACCGUUUCCUCAAAUUCCAGCCGCCAGCCAGACAUUCAGGCAAACCUCGCCAAAAAUACCUCAUCAACGUCUUCUUCUACUCAAGCCCAGAAAGUACCCAAAUCAAACUCUAAUACUCAAGACAGCAGCAGGCAAACAAACAAUUCAGGCCAAAAGUCGCACGCAAGUGAGUCUUCUGGAUCCUCUUCCAAUAGCCACAGUGCAGCCAGCUCGUCACUCAGGCGACACAGCGGCCCUAAGCAUCAAUGCAUGACAUGUAUGAAACCUUUUUCUUCGGCAAGUGCUUUGCAGAUUCACACUAGAACUCACACAGGAGAUAAACCUUUUAAAUGUAAUCUCAAAGUUCACAUGGGCACCCAUAUGUGGAAUAACAGUCCCUCAAGGCGUGGACGAAGGAUGUCUAUAGAACCCCCUUUUCUACUUUCCCAUAUGAAGGAUACACCUUUUAUGCCAACGGGGUUCCCUCCAAGACCCCCACUGGACUUCUUUUACCAAUAUCCAUUGCCAAUGAUGAAUGGACCAGAUUCAAAAAUGAGUGAGAUAUCGGCUAUUCAGAAUUUGGGAGGUUCGAUUCAUUCACUUCCUCCUAUUCCAGCUCACCUAAUGCACGGGUUUCUACCUUCAGAAGGCUUCAAGGCAAACAAAGACUCUAGAACUACCUCAGAAUCUGGCGAGCCACGUGAUCACUCAGAUAAGAAGCCGUCUACUAGUGAGUUGAACUUAAGUGUCAAGUUGUCGUCAGUUUCUGACGCUUCACCUUCCAGAUCAACCUCAUCAACGUCCUCAUCGUCAUUGUCGUUGUCAGUCCACCCACCCACAUCGACCUUGUCUGUGACAGCAACUAGUACUCCAUCUCCCAGCAACAACAAGGAAAACAGUAGCACGGCAGCUUUAGAUCUUCGCAACAUGAGAGCAGCACCGUGGUUAUGGGGUAGCUUCCCUUGCCAUCACUGUGGCCAGAUGUUCCCAAUACAGGACUCGCUUGAGCAUCAUCUGAGGACACACCACUUACGAAAGACUGAGUCUCCAUCCCACACACUGUCCAAAACAGAAGCUCAUCCAGCACUUCCUCCAAAAGCUUUGCUGGCAUGA
Molecule: messenger RNA, 4058 nt
Organism: Candidula unifasciata
Lineage: Eukaryota; Metazoa; Mollusca; Gastropoda; Stylommatophora; Geomitridae
Source: the annotation of a GenBank genome assembly